UAAAGGUUAAUUCUGUAAUUACUUCUGAGACUAUAGUAAAUUUUGAAAGAUUCUCUAAAUAUUCUAGAUUACAAAGAUCAUUUGCUUAUGUUAUGAAAUUUAUUUUUAAUUUAAGAAAUCCAAAAAAUAAAAGAUCAAAUGUACUUACUUUUGAUGAAUUAAAUGAUGCCUUUUACAAAUUAUGUUCUAUUGCACAACAACAAUCAUUUCCAUUGGAAUAUGCAUUAUUGUCUAAAAACAAAACAAUACAUACAAAAUCUAAAAUUUUAUCGCUUUCUCCUUUUAUGGACAAUAAUGGCCAGAUUAGAGUAGGUGGUAGAAUAGAUGCUGCUAGUUGUCCGUAUGAGCAACGGCAUCCUAUAGUUUUAGAUGCUUCUCAUCGAUUUACGAAGCUUUUAUUUGAAUUUGAGCACAUCAAAAAUAUGCAUGCUGGUCCACAAUUAUUAUUAUCGGCUAUUAGACAAACAGUUUGGCCUAUAAACGGGAGACGUCUUGCUCGUACUACCUAUCAUAAGUGUGUUAUCUGUAGGAGAGCACAGGGAAAAACCCUAUGUCCAAAGAUGGGUGAUCUUCCUUCACAAAGACUAAAUCCUGAUUUUCCGUUUCAGUCUGUAGGCUUAGAUUACGCAGGACCAUUUAACAUACUAAAUCGUAAAGGACGUGGCUCUAAAUUAAUUAAGUGUUAUUUAUGCCUAUUCGUUUGCUUACGCUAUAAGUGUAUUCACUUAGAGGCAGUAAGUGGAUUAUCCAAAGAUGACUUCUUGAUGACUCUGAGAAGGUUUAUAGCACGCCGCGGCAAGCCAGUGGAAAUUUUAUCCGAUAACGGACGCAAUUUUGUUGCUACGGCUAGCGAGUUAAGUAUAUUUUUAAAGACUAAUGAAGUACCUCUAUCUAAUUUUGCAUCUGGAGAGGGGAUAAAAUUUUCCUUUAUCCCAGCUUACGCUCCUCAUUUCGGGGGAAUCUGGGAGGCCGGGGUAAAGUCCUCUAAGCAUCAUAUUAAGCGCGUUAUGGGCAAUAGUCAUCUUACCUUUGAAGAAAUUUCAACAUUGUUUGCUCAAGUGGAAGCGAUUCUUAACAGUCGCCCAUUGUGCCCGUUAUCCUCAUCUCCUGACGACUACCAUUUCCUAUCCCCAGGGCAUUUUCUGAUUGGAAGACCCCUCUCAGCGCUACCAUCACCCAUGUUGGAAGAUAUGAAUCCAAAUGGACUCAAGCGAUACGAACGACUAGAGCAGAUUCGACAGCAUUUUUGGCAGCGGUGGCAAAAGGAAUAUGUUGUGGAGCUGCAGCAAAGAACUAAAUGGAGAAUAAAUUCAUCUAAUCUGAAAGUUGGUGAUCUUGUCCUGAUUCAAGAACCGUCAAUUCCUCCAUUGGCAUGGCGUCUUGGGCGUGUGGUACGCUUAUUCCCGGGACCCGAUGGCGUGUGUCGUGUAGCUGACAUUAAUACUACGCGAGGCUGCGUACGACGAGCCUUAACUCGACUGUGUCCACUACCAACUGAUGAAGAGAUGAACAGUUAAAAGACUUGGGAGUCUUUCAACGGGGCGGAAGAUGUUAAAGCCUGAUAAAUUUCUAUAGCAAAACCGGCUAACUAUCAUUAAUAUUACAUUUUACCGAGGCGUUAUAUUUAUUUAUUUUUUACUACCUGUUACAAAAUUAUAUUCACUCAUCAAAUUCACUUAGUCACGAAACUUGCAUACUGUAAAAGCUUAUCGAAA
Achroia grisella is the source of this 1715-nucleotide messenger RNA. RefSeq lists its product as uncharacterized. Gene Ontology annotation, biological process: DNA integration. The record is from RefSeq and is a predicted model, not a curated record. Lineage: Eukaryota; Metazoa; Arthropoda; Insecta; Lepidoptera; Pyralidae. Gene Ontology annotation, molecular function: nucleic acid binding. The coding region runs from base 93 to 1517 and encodes 474 amino acids. The transcript has a single exon.